AUGAAGUCUCUGGCCCAAAUUUACAUCUACUGGCCUAACGUUGAAGACGAUGUGAAGCAAUUCUCCAACGGUCAAGCGGAGCGAUUCAUUGAUUCACUCAAGCGUGGCCUCAAGAAGCUAGCCAAGGGGGAAGGAUCACCCACACUGGAGCACCUGCAGACAUUCCUUUCGGUGUAUCGUUCAAUCCCAAACCGAAACACACCGCAGUCGACGUCUCCAGCAGAAGCAUUCCUCGGAAGACCAGUGCGCACCACUUUGGACCUACUGAAGAAACCUGUUCCUGUAAAUGAAGCUGUCAAGAACCACAAACAAAACGAACAGUUCAAUUGGCGACAUGGAGCAUUCAAGCGCGAGUUUGAAGAAGAUGACCUGGUCUACAUUGAACAGCAUUGCAGAAACGCCAAGUCUUGGAUUCCUGGUCGAGUCAUCGAACGGAAAGGUUCCGUCAACUAUAUCGUUGCACUGGACAUGAACGGGUGA
Ochlerotatus camptorhynchus is the source of this 480-nucleotide messenger RNA. RefSeq lists its product as uncharacterized. Gene Ontology annotation, molecular function: nucleic acid binding. The record is from RefSeq and is a predicted model, not a curated record. The transcript is spliced from 2 exons. Lineage: Eukaryota; Metazoa; Arthropoda; Insecta; Diptera; Culicidae. Bases 1 to 480 code for a protein of 159 amino acids.